This is a messenger RNA of Fomitopsis serialis, 3097 nucleotides long. RefSeq lists its product as uncharacterized. The transcript is spliced from 7 exons. Lineage: Eukaryota; Fungi; Basidiomycota; Agaricomycetes; Polyporales; Fomitopsidaceae. Bases 84 to 2663 code for a protein of 859 amino acids. The record is from RefSeq and is a predicted model, not a curated record.
GUCACCAUGGCCGCCCAUGUCCUCGCGCCGUCAGCAAUCAGCCAACGCAACUCACGGUGGUGCACACCACUGGGAUCCAGACGAUGAACGUCCAUUAUUGCGACUGCCACAACGGCUGCGACGCCCCGCUGGAACGCCCGAUCCAACUCUGGAGGGCCGGGCUGUGGCCCGCAUCGUUCUCCCGCCCUCAGACGGUGUUCACCAUCCACACCUUUGGAUUCUUCACUCAGCUCACGUUCCAAGCCAAAACAACAGCCCACGAUUUCUACGGCACUUUGCGAAGGCUAACCUCCAACGCGUUCUUCGACGAUGUGAAGGACAGGUAUCGGGAGUUCCUCAUGUCGCACCGGCAGUACACCUACCUGGAGACAUUGAAGAGGUUCGCGGCCGAAGUGAAGAGGAAACCCGAUCCCGGUAGUCUCGCCCUGCGCUGCCCAGCUUGUCCUCAACCUGAUAUCAACAUGGACCCGCAUUGGAAGGACCGACCACAGCAGGAUCGGUACAAGGACGCGCUGCAUUACGGGAAAGAUGGCAACUUCACCCUGCACCAACACGAUAAGAAGAUGGAUCCACUGGAUUUCCCGUUGAUGAACGGUGGAGCUUACUACGUCGACAGUGAGAAGUACCAGGAGUACCUCGAGAAGAUGAAGGUCUACGAGGACGCGCAAGACGAGACGGCAAACUGCAGCAACUUCAAUGCGCUUUCCGAUCGUUACAAGGGCAAGAUCAAAACCGGUCAGGUCAGCCUGUCUUGCACGCGCCAUGGAUAUGUCCUCCCCUGCGGAACUGUCGACUUACACAUCGGCGAACGCUAUGCCAACGUCGAUUACGCGACAUUAUGUGGCCUUCAAUGGUUCACGUCGCUUUCGCUGUGGAUAAGCUCUUACGACGUCAAUUGCAAAUACGGCAUAAAUUGGUGGCACCGCAUCAAGCAGAUCGCUUCCACCUUACCGUCGGUGCCAGGUGUAACACUCGCGAAGGAGCUGUGGCCUGUGAUCCGCCGCUGCGUCCCGAAGUUCCACAUGCCCUCGCACACAGGCAUCUGCAAGUACCUGUUUUCGUUUUACUAUAUGCCUGGGGUAGGCAACACCGAUGGCGAGGCCGUUGAACGGAGAUGGGCUGCCCAGAAUGCCAUCGGGCGAUCGGUGCGCGAGAUGGGACCCGGGCACAGGCAAGACGUCCUCGACGCACACAACUCCGAUUUCAACGCACAAAAGAUGUUCAAGAUCGGGCGAUCUCUACAGGGGAAGUUGAAACUCGCAGACAAAUACUAUGGCAAGAAUCGGGCUCAGCUGGAUGGCUUGGAGAAGACCUUGACGACGAAUCGGCGCCCAUUAGACGAGUGGCGCAGGGACGAAGCCGCGUACAUUGCUCAAAUGACGGACCCCAAUUUCGACGGAACCAAGGUGAAGAACCCGUACCAACCUGCAGUUGAUGAAGUUCCGACGAUCCAGGACAUCUUGGCUAGGUUGAAGCGAGAAGAGACAUCGGCGCGCCAGAAGCCGAUGCCGAAUGCCGGUACGAAGCGCAAAGCAUCAGCGCUAGAUACGACUGGCAUCGAGGAGACGGUGAGAGGAGGUCUGGGGGACAUGCUGGUGGCUGGCUUUGAGCUGGAACAGGAACAGGAAGCCUUCAAAGCCAAAGUUGUCGCGUACGAAAAGGAGCCGUCGUCCGACAAGUACAACAGCAUCGCCAAAGAACGAUCGAAACUCGAGAGGCGGCUUGUGGACUGGCUUCUGUGGCAACAGAGGGUCAUGGGCCCGAGUCUCCUCAUGGUUGAGGCGGAUGUUCAGGCCGAGUGGCCGUCAAUAGACUCAGUCGCUGCUGAACAAGCCACGGUACUCGUCCCCUCUGCGUAUUCGCAAGAGAUACGCAGGCAUGCAUCUCUUGAGCGGUUCGUUGUUGCUGAGCAGGAGCUGCGCGUGGCUCACGCCAACGAUACUCUAAAGAAGAUCCGGCAGAAGCUUCACUUCGAAGCAUAUUACCGCGGACAGAAUGCGGGGUCGUUCGGGCAGCAGGCGCAAACCAGAUAUAGUAAGCUGAAGACGGGCGAGCGCGAGAAGAUAGAGGCAUUGCGAAAGGAAUACGAGCGAGCGCGACUCAAGGUGGAUCGGCUGGCAACGAGAGACAGACCGAAUACGUUGAGACCCCUCCUCGUGGAACAGUGCCGGCCUCCAGUCGUCGCGAAAGAGAACGUCGGUAGGCAAAAGGAGUCAGUGUCUUGGAUCUGGCGGGAUGGUACGUACCAUGACACUGCACUCGACAAGUGGGCGCUGGAAGCCUGUCGACUUGAAUGGUUCCGGGCAAGUGCUCGCACAACGAGAUGGAAUGAGGAGGUGGAGAUUGUGAAGGAAGAGAUGAGGCGCGUGCAGCGAUUCUUCCACUACUGCAUGAAGAAGUGGGAGGAGCGUGCCGAAGUUGUGUGCACAAAUCUUGACGAGCAAGGAGCGGCUGCUUUCGCGGCAAGGCAGUCGUCAAUGUACUCACGUCUGCUGACGGAUGCGCAGAAGUGUUUCCCGCUGUCGUUGCAGAUCAUUUUUGACGACAUGGUCGCACCACUAGAGGUUAGUAUGAUUGAUGGUGAGGAUGGCGAUACUGCUGCUGUAGAGCUGGCAGAGCUGAAUGCAGGUGAAGUUGACGAUGAGGAGAGCAUGUACGAGUAGUGCACGAAGAAAUAUUUCAUUUGCAGAGAUGAUUAAUGCGAGUACUUGGGGGGAUAAAUGUCGUCGGCGAGUACUCGGGGAGCAACCAUCGUCCGUGAGUACUCAGAGUGAACAUGCCAGUCCGUGAGUACUUGGAGAGCAACCAACAUCCGCGAGUACUCAGGGAGUGAACCUCGCCGCCGAGUACUCAGGGAGCAACCCCUGCCCGUGAGUACUCAGCGAGCGAGCCUUGUCAGCGAGUACUUAUGUGAUCGCGAGUAUUCGUGGUUUAUAUGGGUGUAAUACAGUCAUUUUUUUCUCGUCAGAAUAGUAUAACAAAAUGAGUAAAUACUCAUUGAAUAGUAUUUGGGUUCCCCCCAACUAUUGGAGGCACCGUUUCAGCCCGUCAUUGUGGACUUGCUGGACAGUGCUUGACGACCUCCCGCCGGGCUGGC